This is a messenger RNA of Cuscuta europaea, 6712 nucleotides long. The record is from the annotation of a GenBank genome assembly. Lineage: Eukaryota; Viridiplantae; Streptophyta; Magnoliopsida; Solanales; Convolvulaceae.
GGAUGGCAUUGCUGAUGACACUCACGAGUCACAUCAAAAGAAAAAAAGUUGCAGGAGUAUUUGGUUACCGUGACAAGCUUUUCAUGCCCAAGCAGGCUUUCAAAGACGUGUGGCGGGUAGCUUGUAUGUCGCAGUCUCGAGCAAAUGUUAUUGUUCCUGAAGGACAAUUCAUUGUACGACCAAUUAAUUUUACGGGACCUUGCAUGUCAAGGGUGUCCCUCAAGGUCUUUGGUUCUAUUGUUGCUCCAGAAGAUCCUGAGGUGUGGAAUGGUUUGGAUAGAAAUAAAUGGCUCUAUUUCAUGAAUGUGAAACACUUGUCUGUAAAAGGAAGAGGAACGAUAAACGGGAAAGGACAAAGAUGGUGGGAUGAGUCUUGCAAGAUCAACAAAACAAAUCCUUGUCGACAUGCUCCAAAGGUCAGCGUAUGCUCAUAUCAAUCUAUUUAAGGAAAGAGGGAACGAUACUUAUAAAUGUCUCCAAUCAGUGCAGGCAAUGACUUUCCACAAAUGUAAUUACUUGAGAAUCAGGGGCCUUUUGAUGGUAAACAGUCAACAGAUGCACUUAUCACUUACCAGUUGUGUAAAUGUCACAGUCUCCCAUCUUAAGAUCUUAGCGCCUUCUCAUAGCCCUAACACUGAUGGGAUUCACAUAAGUACAUCCUCAAGUGUCACCGUCAAGGAUUGCAUUAUAGGCACAGGUUUGCUGCCCUUCAAGUUUAAUCACUGUCAUAUUUGCAAGGCACUCUGUUUCUAGUACCGUGUUUCAAUUAUGCUAUGCCUUUUCCGAUCUGGUGUUGACACACACACACACACAUAUAUGUCCCAUGCAUUUAGAUGUGUGAAUGCUUGCAAAUCAUAGGUGCACUUGGCCAAUUUCUUGUCUUCUUCUCUGUUUUUACUUUUCUACUUCAAUUCAUUUCUUCUUCUUCAAAUUAUGAAGAAUCUAGUCAUGACUUUGCGCUUCUUCCUCUUCAAGUUAAUUACAAAUCACUCUAGGUUUUUUCAUCUUCAUCAAUUUUCAACUAAAGUUUUCUUAAUCUAAAAUAAAUAUUAUAUAUAUAUAUAUAGAAGCCUUCUCUCUCUAUUUAUAUUACAUAAAUAAAUAUAUGAAUAUAUAUAUGAAUAUAUAUAUAUAUAUCAUGCAUAAUUAUAUAUAUUAUAUAUAUUCAUUUUUUUUAUUUAUGCUAAGAAUAACUGAAUAAGGUUGAACCUAACUCAACCCCUAAGGCCUUGUUUGGUUCAAAGGAGGGGAGGGAAGGGGAGAGUCAAGAAGGGAAGGGAAGGGGAAGGAAGGAUUUUGAUAAAAAAUUAUGUUUGGUUGGAGGAAAUAGUAGGAAAGGUUUAAUGAAAAUAUUUUUGCAAUUUACUUUUAUUUGAUAGCUUACUUAAAAAAAUAGAUACAUGUCUAACUAUUGUGAAUAUUAUUCCUAUGGUCAUGAGUCAUAAUUUUAUUUUAUUUGAUUGUUUACUUUUUUAAUUUUAUAAUUUUCAUUUUCAGUUUGGAAUUUUUAAUUUUUAAUUUUAAAAUUUUAUUAUUUUUAAUGUUUAAAAUUUUUAAUUUUUAAUUUUUAAAUUUUUAAAUUUUUAAAAUUUUUAAUUUUUUAAUUUUUAAAUUUUUUAAUCUAUUUUUUUUUUAAAUUUUUUAAAUUUUCAAAAUUUUUUGUUUUUUACCGUUUUAUAUUAUAACGUUUUUUUCAUUCACGUAGGAGAUGAAUAGUUUGCGGUUAUCAACACGUUUCCUCCUAAAUACCCCGAUUUGGGGGUUUAGAAUGGAAGGAAGUGGAGGAUUUUGAAAGUCUUACACUUUCCCCCCCUAUUUCCUUCGACCAAACACACACAAAUCCCCCGCUUUCCUCUCCGCCUCUCCGAAACCCUCCAACCAAACAGGGCCUAAGGGGAUUUAAAGAAAUGAAGUUCGUCCUGCACUUGUUGAUAAUUCAUGCAGUCACUGAUGAUAUAUCGCCUCCCAUCAGGAUGCUACUCAUUCAACAUAACAUAGCGAUUUAUGGUUGUUGAUGACGCAGAAUGGCGCGUGCACCAUGUGGCGCGCAAUUCCCCCUUCGCCAUGAAAAGUGGGCGUGGCGAUACCUAUACCUGUGGCGACGCCAUUUGGGCGCCAUCGCCAUGGCGACAGGCUACUCUCUCUGCGUCCCAGUCAAAUAAUCUGGAUCGAAGCAUCUGGAAUCCAUGGGAAACGUUCAGAAAUUUUAUGCAUCACCUUCGAACCCCCUGUUCUCUGCGAUUCAGUUCUCUGCGAAUCCCCAGUUGUUUGUUCCAUUCCUGACCGCGACCUCCAUAUUGUUUUUUAUUCUACUUUAGUAGUUACUAGUAUUCUACCUGUGCGAAGCACGAGAAUUUAUCAUAUGACAUUAUACACUAUGCAAUAUAAAAAAUUAAACAUUUGGAAUUUAAAAAUAAUACGUAAGUUUAAUAACUUUUGAUGCAUACAUAAUAAGAGUUACAUGUGUAUUAAUGUCAAUAAAAAUCAAAUAUUCGAAAAAUGAUAAUUACUGAUGCAUUCCCAGUAGAAUCAGCAACACGUAGCAUAACCUUAUAUCUACUCAUGCAAAUUAUGUCUAAGUUAUCCAUUGUUUUCCAUAUAUAUACAUAUAUUAAAACAAAAGUUAAUUCUGAAAUUAAGUAAGACGUAACCUUGGCACACCAUCAACACAUGACUUGGCACAAUUUGUACAAUGGAAUUGCGAAUCUGUUUUAUCAAGUUUCUUAGUACAGUUUGGGCAGGAUAAAUACCACCAGUUGUCACCACUCUCUAUUGCAACGAUCCUUGCAUAAACCCAGAAACUUCCGCCCUGUAAACAUAUUUCAAUUUUAAUUUGCAUUUUGGAAAAAAAGAAAAAAAUUCGAAUUUGAAAAUGAAACCUCUUUUGAUUCAUAGAGUUCAUCUAUAGUUUUCAACGGUCCAGUAAAGUUGUUAAGUUUCCUCCAAUAUAGGCAAGCGUGAGUUUGAUGUCACUGAAAGAGUACUUAUACUUUGCACCUCAAUAUUCCUCUCGAUCAUACUUGUAAAAGAACAAAGAAACGACGUAAUAGUAAGCCUAAAAAAAUUGUAUUAAAAUAACUCAUUCAUUUAUUAUUGUGAAAUAAAAAUGAUAUCCAUUUACCCAUCCCUAAAACGCUUGAACUCAUCACUUGUUUCAUUAAUGAUAACCUUUGUAAUGUGGAAUGAGGUUGAUAAUUGCGGUGCACCUACACAAAACCGUCAAUACCAAUGUCACUUGCUAUUUGAAAAUGUUCAUUUUCAAAUUAUGUAAAUUUAUAUGAGCAAGAGUAACCCAAAUCAAACCAUUAAACAUCUUUGCACGACAGAAUUGCACAAGGCAUAUGACGGGUUUAACCGUAUUGUUAUCCAAAUACGGAUUCCCUUCAUUGAUGUAGUUGUCCCAAAAUGUGCACCGAAUCUGGCGCAUCCUAUGGAAUAUAUAAAAAAUAUAUGUAAUAAUAAUUAUGAUAGAAUAACAUGAUACUUCACGUGUAGACGCAAACACGUACUCAUUAUCUUGCAGCAAAACUUGUCUUGUUUUAUGUGGCACCCCUUUUACCAAUGUAUCUUCUACACCUCUUUUCGAGACAAUGUGACCAAUAACAUCUAAACAUUAAAAAAAAUAUAAUUCCAUUAGCACAAGCGAAAAUGCAACACAUAUUUAUGAAUAUAUUUUAUGGGAAUAAAAAUAUAAUCUAAACAAACUCGGAAGAACUACUAACCAAACAUUUCGGUUUCAUCCAAUAUGUUUGCUGUCAACACACUCUCAAAAGAUUUGAAUUUAUACACCUCGUUCAAGAACUCCGGCUCAUUGUGUUCCGUAAUUUGAGUCUUUGGGAGAAAAAGUAUCUUGAACUUGUUUGGUGUGGUCUUGUAUUUUUUACCAUCAUAUGCCACGACAAAAUUGCCAAUUGCAUAAACCUCUCCCUCUUUCAUUGCAUCCUUAUACUUUGCAAUCAAAAAGCUUCGAAUCGUUCCAUGAAUCCGAUCUCCCUAGCAUUUUAAAAAUAAAAAAAGCCGUAGGGCAUUAACGAAACCAAUUAUUUGUCAAAAAUUGCCUUACAAUCUAUAUUCAAGAAAAUAUUCGUUUUGUAAUUUCUACUAUCCAUAUUUCAAUAUAUCAUUUAUUUUAUCAAAACAUUUUUAGACUCUCUGGUAGACAUGUACGUCAAGUGCCAAUUAUUUUAUCUAAACGUUUUAAAACAUUUUCAAACAAUUAUUUUUCAAAUGCUGCCUUACAAUCUAUAUACAUCAAUUUAAGUUCGUUGCUACAUGUACAUCAAGUGAGGACAUCAUAACGGAAUGUAAAUAUAGCAAAUAUCUACCUCCUUGUCAUGAAACACACACUUCAGGCUCUUAACUUCACCGUCUUCACUUUGUGAGUAAUACAUCCGCACCAGCCUUAGUCUUAAACCCCAAAUCCUGGAUUGAGGAGAUACAUCCCAAAUCAAACCAAACAUACCCGCCAUUUUUCCACAAGUAUUGAACUCAAGUGAUGCAUUCAUCUCUAUUUGCUAUGCGCCUAUGGUGGGCUGUAAAGAUGUUUAGGUCCCUAUUUAUAGAAUAAAUUUCAACCCUAUUUAAUGUUUGAGUGUCUGCACGUGUUUUUUUAAGUUCAAAAGGCACUUUCAAAAUCAAAAAUCGUUUCAUAUAACCCCACAUUUUAUUUAAACAACCGGUUACUACUAAUUACAAUUUGAAGACCAAAAGGCACCUUAAAUAAUUCACAUGUUUAAUAUCACACGUUUUCCUAAACACCUUUUCCUAAUCUCGGAUUAACACAUUUUCCUAAAACACACGUUUUCCUAAACACCUUUUCCUAAUUUGAAUUUUGAAUGCAUAAUGCCACCCAAAUUCCCUCCCAAACUCCCCCCCCCCCACUUUUCCAUUUUAAUAUAUAUAUAGAUUUAAAGUAAACUAAUAAAUAGCUUAACUUAUAAUUAAUACAAUAUACGAUUAAUUCAAAUUAUUUUUAUUAUUUUAAUAUUCCGAGUUGUUGGAAUACACACUCACACAGGAUCUUACUAUCCGAGUUACGAUCCUAAAUUCGUCUUUCAAUCCUACAUAGGAUAUUUAACUUCACAUGUUUUGGUUAGUAUUGAACGUGUUUUAUCAUAUUUUGGUGGUUAAGUGAUACAAUUAUAGUGUCUAUAAUUCGUUUUUUAGUUUUUUUUGUCACGUGGCGACGCCAUAUUUGUGUCAUCGCCAUGUAAAAAUGCCUGAAUAUACAAAUGCUGCCAUUCUUGAAUUGAUUGUUAGUUACUGAAACUGUAAUGAUGAUGUGAUAAAGUGAAAGCAGGAGAUGACUGCAUAUCUAUAGUUGGAAACUCCUCGUGGAUUCGUAUAAGAGGCAUUGCAUGUGGUCCAGGCCACGGUAUAAGGUAUCCUAAUUUGACUUGUUUUCUCUUUUCCAAAACUUGUUCAUUCAAAUCUGUCAGGUACUUCAUCGGGAAUUUGCCUACAUAUUACUCAUCAUAUAAGAGUUGAAGUUCUUUACCUCAUUGGGCUUACACUGCCAGUAUUGGAAGCUUAGGAAAAUCAACUUCAUGGGAUAACGUGCAUGACGUUAGUGUAAUAGGAGCAUUUUUUUCAAAUACCAAGAACGGGGCAAGGAUUAAAACAUGGCAGGUAAAUAGUCUUGGUGAGUUUUGCACUGCAUGUUUACCUCAAUAUUCACUUUGCACCCACCACAAUUUGUUUUCUUUGACUUUACAUCCUGAUGGGGUACAAUGUCAAACUUUGGGGUGAAAAUCGAAUGCAAAUACCUUUUUUGUUAGCUGUUGCACACACUGGCAUAGCUGGGGGGGGGGGGGGGGGACCUAGGCCUCAGCCCACCCCAAUUUUUAAAAGUGCCUUAAUUACUAGUGUAAAAAAUUUGAGUAAUUUUUUUUUCAAUAAUUUUCUUUGUACUGGCCCAGUCCGGCUCACUGUUCUGGCUACGUCCAUGGUUGCACCCCAUGUUUAGAGUUGAGAGUGAACCCUAUGCGGAACAUAGUUAAAGAUGACAAAAGAUGGGGCAUGAAGUCCAAAUAAUGAGGUAAAUAUGAGGUUUUAAAGUCCAACCGGUAGGUGGAUGAUCUUUCUUAAGUUCGGAAACAAAAUAUGUCACGACUCAUAAGGGACCAUAGUUUUGUAUUUGUUCUUUUGAGUCCGCUAAUGCAAGGGAAGAUCCUUUUCUUUUAUUACUUAAAAAAACAGGGAGGUAGCGGUUUUGCAAGGAACAUAAAGUAUGAGAACAUUAUGAUGAAGAAUGUCUCAAACCCAAUUAUAAUAGAUCAGUACUACUGUGAUUCAUCAAAGCCAUGUCUAAACCAGACUUCAGCAGUUGGUAUAAGUAAUGUGGCAUUUAUAAGAAUUAAAGGAACUUCUGCUACAAUGGAAGCGAUACGAAUAGCCUGCAGUGAUACCUCCCCGUGCAGGAAGAUAUUCUUCAAAGAUGUUGAUCUCGUUUCUUCUUCCGGCAGGACGUCUUUCUACUGCUGGAAUGCUUAUGGGUCCACUGAAAAUCUUGUUUACCCCCCACCAUGUUUUCCUUGUGCUACAACUAUGGUUCAGCCUACUAUGAUCCAACACACUAGUAGUAGUAGUAGCAGUAGUAGUAGUAGUAUUCUCUCAAUGUGAUUAUACUAUUGUGGUUCCACACUAAAACUUCAAUGCAACACUGUAAAGAAAUAACAAUAAUGCUCUAUAUAAGAACUAACUUGCAUUCUAG